CGACGCGCGCAACCGCAGUGACGCACGACGAUUGUUGUUCGAGAGAGUGUCUCCGCUCCGCUUCGUGUUCGUUCGUGUCAAUUUGAUUCAGCGACUGCCGCGGAGGGAGAGACAGACAGACACAGAGAGAGAGAGAGAGAGAGGCCAGUACGCGCGCGUGAACGAAAGGGCGAGCUGGAAAACGCGAGUGAAGGAUCGUCGUCGUCGUGGUCGUGAUCGCCGUUGUUGUCGCGCCGCGCGGGCCCCUCGCACACGGGGCACCAUGAAGUUCCAGUACAAGGAGGAGCACCCGUUCGAGAAGAGGAAGGCCGAGGGCGAGAAGAUCCGGCGGAAAUAUCCCGAUCGGGUGCCCGUAAUAGUGGAGAAGGCGCCUAAGGCGAAGAUCAGUGAUCUGGAUAAGCAAAAGUACUUGGUGCCCUCUGACUUGACCGUCGGGCAGUUUUACUUUUUAAUUCGCAAGAGGAUUCAUCUGCGUCCCGAGGAUGCCCUGUUCUUCUUCGUCAACAAUAUCAUUCCUCCGACAAGCGCCACCAUGGGUUCCCUUUACGCGGAACAUCACGAAGAGGAUUUCUUCCUAUAUAUAGCGUAUAGCGAUGAAAAUGUAUACGGCCACUAAAACCCCGUGGGAUGAUUGAGUUUCCGUGACAGCAAGGGAUUCAGCAACCAAAAUCCUACCCAUUUACCGACGUAGUGCUCAUAGGUGCUUUCGAAAAAAAAAAACGAGCAUACAAAAUUACAUCUAUCGAUAUACUUUGUGUGAAAUUUUAUGUCAAGAUGCUGCACAUUUGCCUCCUUCGAAAAAAAAAACAGCUGCACAGUUAUAUACCCUUGGAUGAUAAA
This is a messenger RNA of Vollenhovia emeryi, 840 nucleotides long. It is a transcript of the gene Atg8a, whose product is annotated as gamma-aminobutyric acid receptor-associated protein. NCBI's taxonomy places the organism in Eukaryota, Metazoa, Arthropoda, Insecta, Hymenoptera, Formicidae. Gene Ontology annotation, cellular component: autophagosome; autophagosome membrane; cytosol. Gene Ontology annotation, biological process: cellular response to nitrogen starvation; autophagosome assembly; macroautophagy. Bases 263 to 616 code for a protein of 117 amino acids. Gene Ontology annotation, molecular function: ubiquitin protein ligase binding; GABA receptor binding. The record is from RefSeq and is a predicted model, not a curated record. The transcript has 3 exons.